GUAGUAGCUAACGCCAAGACCCAUGCUCGAGAGUAGCAAGCGCGCAGCAAUCCUGUAACUUCUUCACCACCGCCCGGACACAGACUGUUAUGAACAUCAUAGAAACUCUAUUUGGAAGGACGGUCACGCCCGCCGAGCGAUUGCGACAGCAUCAGCGUGCAUUGAACAAAGCACAACGAGAGCUUGACCGCGAACGGUCAAAGCUCGAGCAGAGCGAGAAGAAACUUGUAGCAGACAUUAAGAGGAGUGCCAAAGCUGGCCAAAUGAACGCAUGUAAAGUGAUGGCGAAGGACCUCGUUCGCACUCGGCGCUAUGUCCAGAAGUUUUACCAAAUGAGGACGCAACUACAAGCCGUUGGACUGAGGAUACAGACUCUAAGAAGUAAUCAACAAAUGGCAGAUGCCAUGCGCGGAGCCACGAGGGCCAUGGCAUCGAUGAACAGGGGAUUGAAUCUCCCAGCUAUCCAGAAGAUCAUGAAUGAGUUUGAAAAGGAGAGCUCGAUGAUGGAUAUGAAGGAAGAAAUGAUGUCAGAUGCUGUGGACGAUGUCAUGGAGGAUGAUGCUGAAGAUGAAGAGGAAGAAGGUGAUAAGAUAUUACGAGAGGUUCUUGACGAAAUAGGUGUCAACCUUUCUCAGCAGCUCACGGACGCACCUACUGGUCUCGGUUCAAUAUCGUCACCACUGACGGAACGCAGACCUGUGGCACUGGGAGAAUCGAUUGGCGGAAGUGGCUCUCCCAAAGGCGACGACACGGCAGGGGGUGGCCCAUCGGAUGAAGAUAGCCUCCAAGCAAGACUAGAUGCUUUAAGACGAGGGUGAACUUCAACUCAUACAUCCCGCCCUUCACUUUCACACAUUCUCAUUGACUGCCUGGCUAUCUCAUCACGGAAUAUAUAUCUAUUUGCCCUACGUAUAGUGUUGCCGCCGCAGAGGCGAAUCGAAUUGAGGUGGUAAACUGA
Suillus subalutaceus is the source of this 958-nucleotide messenger RNA. RefSeq names its product vacuolar sorting protein DID4. Gene Ontology annotation, cellular component: multivesicular body; ESCRT III complex. The transcript is spliced from 5 exons. Gene Ontology annotation, biological process: late endosome to vacuole transport; protein transport; endosome transport via multivesicular body sorting pathway. The record is from RefSeq and is a predicted model, not a curated record. The coding region runs from base 90 to 818 and encodes 242 amino acids. Lineage: Eukaryota; Fungi; Basidiomycota; Agaricomycetes; Boletales; Suillaceae.